This is a messenger RNA of Aspergillus eucalypticola CBS 122712, 919 nucleotides long. Its product is annotated as putative C2H2 finger domain protein. Gene Ontology annotation, molecular function: nucleic acid binding; zinc ion binding. The transcript has 3 exons. The record is from RefSeq and is a predicted model, not a curated record. NCBI's taxonomy places the organism in Eukaryota, Fungi, Ascomycota, Eurotiomycetes, Eurotiales, Aspergillaceae. Bases 141 to 482 code for a protein of 113 amino acids.
GCGGAAUUUUGGUGAUAAGCGACCCGCUCUUGCACCGCCUAAAGUCUUAGUUUCAUUCCGUAUAUCGGUGGAAAAACAUUUUGCGACAGCUCACUAGCAAAUCCAUCAGGCAGUUCUUUUUGGGGCCGCAGUCUAUCAAAAUGGGAGCUGUUAGGAAAAUUAAGACGAAGCGCAGGACCAGAGAUUAUGAUCAGGUCCGGGCUGAUAUCGCGUCCGCGAGACACCUUGAACUAUACAAAGCUACGAAAGACGAAGAGGACCUCCCCGGUCUAGGAAAGCAUUAUUGCGUCGAGUGCUCCAAAUGGUUUGAGAGCGAGCAUAAUAUGGCCGCCCAUACGAAGGGCAAGAACCACAAGAGAAGACUUCGCAUCUUGCGCGAAGAGGCACACACACAGAAGGCUGCUGAGGCUGCUGUCGGCUUGGGUACAGACAAUGGUGUGAGGUCGCAAGAGACCACCGAGAUGGUCAUUAUGGAGGAUUAGAUUCUCGCCAUGAAGUGAAAUUGCCUAUCGCAGUGCUCUCUCGACUGUCACUGCGAUGCAGGAUAGCCCCAAGAGCAUCGACAAGAGCUCUGCUGGCAACACAUCUACUCUAAAUGGGCUUGAAAAAAAUUUUCGCGCAUCUACGCCGUUUUGACGUCGUUGUUUCACGGACGAUAUUACUGGCUGCAUGUCGACGAAAGAAUCACCCAAUCAGCGAUGGGCCAAAAUCGCUGGAUAACACGUGAAACCACAUGCGCCGAAAACCGCCAGUGGGGGUGGAAAGUUCCCGGAUACGCCGGUUUCGUUCUGCGGUAAAACCAUUAUAACUGCCGUUUCUCGGAGCCCCCAUCUAGCUUGGCCCCACAUUAUCAGACACGGCUCCUUUAGGACGAAUUUAAUUACGAGCUGCAAUAUUACACAGCACUUCAAUAUUGAGA